This is a messenger RNA of Diabrotica virgifera virgifera (western corn rootworm), 2079 nucleotides long. Its product is annotated as beta-galactosidase-1-like protein 3. Gene Ontology annotation, biological process: carbohydrate metabolic process. Lineage: Eukaryota; Metazoa; Arthropoda; Insecta; Coleoptera; Chrysomelidae. Bases 40 to 2031 code for a protein of 663 amino acids. Gene Ontology annotation, cellular component: vacuole. The record is from RefSeq and is a predicted model, not a curated record. The transcript is spliced from 4 exons. Gene Ontology annotation, molecular function: beta-galactosidase activity.
CCUUUUGUUUAUGGAUAUCAUUUAAAACAAGACGGUAUAAUGAGGAAUUUUAAUUGUAUUCUAUGGUUUGCUUUUAUGGCCAAAUUAGUGUCCACUAACAUCGAUGGAAAUUUGCCAACCUUAUAUCAGUAUUAUACAGAGGGAGGUAUAAAAGCAGGUUUGAGUGAUACCCAGUCUUAUUUUACCCUUAACCACAAAAAUAUUACUAUAUUUAGUGGUUCUUUGCAUUACUUUCGUGUUCCAAAAGUCUAUUGGAGAGACAGAUUGCGUAAGUACAGAGCAGCAGGAUUAAUAGCAAUUCAGACUUACGUUCCCUGGAAUCUUCAUGAGUAUCGCGAGAAUGUUUUUGAUUUCGGCUCUGGAGGAAGUGACUUUGAAGAGUUUCUUAAUAUUGUAGAAUUUUUAAAACUAGCGAAAGAAGAGGAUUUGUUUGUUAUUCUUCGUCCGGGACCAUUUAUAGAUUCUGAGUGGGAAUUUGGCGGUUUGCCCAGUUGGUUGCUAAGAUAUAAAGGAAUUAAGGUAAGAACGAGUAAUAAACUUUAUCUACAUUUUGUAAACGUUUAUUUUCAAAAAUUAAUUGAAUAUAUCACCCCUCUGCAAUUUACAAAAGGUGGACCCAUAAUAGCAAUCCAAAUAGAAAAUGAGUAUGGAAAUACAAAUGAUGGAAUUCAUCCUGUAGAUAUCAACUACCUUAUAACUUUAAAAAAUAUUUUACGUCAAUAUGGAAUUGUUGAACUUUUGUUUACCUCGGAUACUCCAUCUGCAGGAUUUACUGGCACUGUUCCAGGUGUAUUGGCCACAGCUAAUUUUCAAAAUAAUCCAAUUUUGGAAUUAAACAUACUAAAACAAUUUCAACCAAAUAAACCCUUAAUGGUAACUGAAUAUUGGACCGGGUGGUUUGAUCAUUGGACAGAAAAACAUCAAACCAGGUCUGUUGAAGAUUAUGGAAGGGUUUUAGAUAAAAUUUUAAGCUGCCAAGCAUCAGUAAAUCUAUAUAUGUUUCACGGUGGUACCAGUUGGGGAUUUAUGAGUGGCGCAGAGUUAAAAAACAAAUCUGUUAAGGAAAUUGACAACAAAGGAUUUGAUCCAAUAGUAACAACUUAUGAUUACAACGCUCCCAUUUCUGAAGCUGGAGAUUACGCGGACAAGUAUUUUAAAACCAUUGAACUCAUAACUAAAUAUGAUAAACUUAAAAUAAAAAAGCCGUCAGUACCAAAUCUACAGCAACGUAUAAUCUACCCAGAAAUUAAUAUUAUAGGUGAAAUAUCAAUGAAUGAAAUGUUAAAACAAAUUCCUAGCGUUUAUGUAGAUACGCUUUUACCUAUGGAAUUGCUGCCAAUAAACAACGGGUCAGGACAGAGUUAUGGUUACAUCAUUUAUAAAAAAUCACACAUAGACAUCCCGGAACGUUCAAUUUUAAAAAUUUUCGGAAGAGUAUGUGAUACUGUUUUAGUUCUUGUCAAUGGAGAGCUUCAAAAUAAAAUUUUGGAAUCUAAAGACGAUCUAAACGAAUUCGGGUUUUGGAGAAAAAAGGAUUCUGCUUUAACUCUUGGUGAUAAUUUUAUUCGAAAUGCUACUUUAGAACUUAUAGUAGAAAACUGGGGCCGAGUUAAUUACGGAUAUUUGGAGCAAUUUAAUCAAUUUAAAGGACUUUGGCAAGGCAAUGUGACACUCAAUGACCGCUUAAUAAAAUUUGACACCAUUUUUCCCCUACAGUUUACAAAAUCUUGGAUAAAAAAUAUAAGUAGUUGGAAAAAUCCUACUUUUUGUGAUGGACCAAAGUUAUAUAGAGCUGUACUAGAAAUAAAUGAUUUGAGGGAUACAUAUGUGGACAUGAGAAACUGGAAUAAAGGAAUCAUUAUUGUUAAUGGAUUCGUAUUAGCCAGAUAUUUAAAACUUGGACCUCAAUUAAGUUACUAUUUACCUGCACCAUUUUUAAAAUAUGGAAAAAAUGAGAUACUAAUCUUUGAACAUUUUUCACCUUCCAAAACUAUUAAUUUUACAGAUCGUCUUUUAUUUGGUAACUCUUAACAUAUUGUAGCAAUAUUACAGUUGAAAUAAAACUCACAGUUUGAUUUA